AUGACAGUCCUGGAUGACAUUCGGAUGCUUCUGCAUUCGAUAUGCCAUGCUCCUCUGAAGAAUACACUCGAGGAGCAUAUUGAGUACAUCAAAGGUGUUCAAAAGCAAGCCUGUGCGAUCUUAUCUGUGUUGGACGCGGCCUCGUCCAGCGACAGAUCGGACAACAUGAGCGACACAAUGAGUCUGCUGUCCUUGGAUCCUAGUGUCACCUUUGAGCAAACGAUGACCACAGAUCUGGAUGUCGCCGUACUACAUGCCUCGCCCUUUCUGUUGCGUCUUCCAGACAAGCGCUACGUUCCUCUGCCCGAGCUCAACAUCAAACAGGAGCAACACCGCCUGCAUCGCAUCUUCGCCGACUCGAACCGCGCACUGCGCACCGUCCAUGGCGUGAUGUCGGUGGAUUCUUUGCGGAAGGUUUUGGAUCGAAACGUGACGGUACUGCAUUUCAGUGGCCACGGAGGUGGAGCAAACGAAGCGGACCAGGACUUCCUCGUGUUCGAGGACUGCAAUGCGACUGGACUGGGCCACCUCAUCGACUCCACCACACUACAGUCGAUUCUUUGCAGUGGUCUGCCUACACCAUCCCUGAAGCUCGUCUUCGUGUCGUCCUGCCACUCGCGCCAAGUUGGCGAAGUCUUCCUCCGCGCAGGCGUCCAGCACGUGGUGUGCGUCAAACAAAACGAAAAGAUCCUGGACGAAGUCAGCAUCAUCUUCUCACAAGCCUUUUACCACGCGAUUCUACACGGGAAAACAGUGCCCCAGGCGUUCGCCAUCGCCCAGACUCGCGUCAGUGCCGAGACAACCAACCAAUACAAAGUCGAGAGCGGCAAGUUCGUGCUCCUUCAGCGAUGCAGGUGCGAUGCUCUGGAGCGCCAAGACGACUGCAAGUGCGUCUUCGAGCCUCUAUUUUUUGACGUUCCCCAUGGCAAGUUCUUUAACUUGCAGCUCCAUAAUGCUCAGAAGAAGUACAUGCUUCCAGCACUGCCCCCGAUUGUCCUUGGUCGUGAAAUGGAGCUCCACACAUUGGCCAUGUUGGUUCAUGCCCCUGGCGGCCUCGUAACCGUUCGUGGCGCCCCAGGCAUUGGGAAGAGCACGGUAGCUCUCAAAGUCGCCCAUUUCAUGCAUGAGCGUCAAGUGUUUGAGGAUGGGGUGGUCUUUUGCAACGUUCGCGGCCUCACGACCGUUGAAUCACUCGAAGCAUCCAUCCGAUCCACUCUUUUGGCUGAGGAUUCGAUGAACGUGAACGCCCCUUUGCACACUUUACUCCAUCAUACUCUGGUUAUCAUCGACCACGUUGACGACACUUGCCGCGGACCGUUUCGAAGCUUUUUGGUCAGUCUCCUGUCGCAGUCCCCACGUGCGAAAUUUGUCGUGACGUCGACUCAGGCACUGGACAUGACGGACGAGAAGGUCGUCGAGCUGCACCGCCUCGCGCCUUCCCAAGCGGCCCGUUUGUUUCUGAAGAAAGCUCCUCGUGCAUGCCACCGACUCGACUUUCCCGAAGAAAUCACUAAGCCGCUCGAUGUUGAAUUGACGCACCAUCCCCUCUUAGCAUACCUUGAUGGCCAUCCCCAGGCUAUCGCUCUCUGUGCAUCGCUCCUACAAGACAAAACAUUACCCGAACUGACCCACGCAAUCUGUUCCCAAACCACGUCCCUUCCUCCACUUAUGACAUCGCUCCAAGUCGCCAUCUCGUCGUUGUCCGACCCAGACACAAUGCGCUUCUUCGCGUUGCAAGGAUACCUUCCUGCUGGCGCUCUCGCUUCGGACUACCGCGCGAUGUUUGACCGGGAUUGGGAGCGCCAUGCGUCUGUCCUUUGCCGGUACUCGCUUCUGCAGAAGCAGCAUCACUUCCCCAUCAAGUGCACGCCGCGACAAAAGGACAUCCACCACGAAGCGCUCUUGGCCGCUUUGCAGGACUACGACAAAUACGUCAGUGGCACAACGCGGACCAUGCGGCCGGCCAUGGAACGGAGCCGAUCGUCCGUGGAAGAGUCGCUCCAGAAGACAAUCUCACACGCCCACCUCCAGAGUUUGUCCAUAUUGUUUUCAACAUUUCCGUUCAUCACGAGCUACGCUCGGCGGUGGGUGCGCGCUCCAGAUGCCAUUCGAUGGACAGCCCAUUUUGCCAAGUCGAUGCGGUGGACACACCAGUACAUCGGGACGUUUUCGUCCUUUUCAAACGCCGCGUAUUUGAUUCUAGACAUUCAUGAGGCCAAUGCGUGGAAUUGCAUAGAGCGCUACGAGCAAGGCAGCAACGACAUGCCCAGCAACCUACCCACCGAACCAACCUCCGAACAUGAGAGCUCGGAUAGCCCAAAUCAAGCUACGCCGGACGAAACAUCGACUGGCCCAUCUGGCGAAAAACCACCCCUUCGAAAGAAGAAGCGACAGCCCAAGUGGGCUUCAGCAACAGCUUCUCUCGCAUGCUACUUCGCCCACACAUUGUUCCUGGCAGGCCGACACGAAGGCGCAUGUCGAGCCGUGAAAAGCGGACUUGAUAUCGCCAAAGCUCAUGGUCUCAAGACUGUUCAAGCAAACUUGACGAAGCUGUGGGCAACAAUCUUAGUCCAAGAAAAAAAGGUGGAGGAGGCCAAAGUUCAGUUCGGCCUCGCGCUGUUACUGUAUAGAGCUGGGGACAACAAGAUUGGCCAGGCAUCAACGUUGACUGGCAUUGGGAUGGUGCAUUCCCGCCAAGGCAACUUGCGGGCAGCCCACUCUAGUUUUACAAAAGCCCUCGCCUUGUACGAGUGGAGCAAUCACGUCCUUGGACAACUCAACUGCCACCAGCGGCUCGGCCACCUCGAGAAGAAGUUGAAAAUGGGAGAUGAAGUUGAAUUGACCCAACAUUAUGCUGCCAGCAGGCGUUUGCAAGGCGACUUGAACAACAAGAAAGAAGACGAGCUUGUGCGGUGGGUGGGUCACGAAAUGAGUUUGUUGCUGGAAAUAUCGGUGGAUAUAACAAAAAGACUUCCGUCCAAGAUCAGAACCGACGACGGGAAGCAACAUGACGACGAAGACGUCAGCAGCUUUGCGCGGCGGAAGAGCUACGACAGUACCCGCCGGCGACCCAUCGGUGGUGCCAAGAUCUUCCUUUGAUUCGACGUCUUCGUUGCCACACCAGGGUAUAAUGGUGAUACAAACGAAUGUGUGGAUCACGACAUUCAUGGAAAGUCAGGCUUCUAAGAGCAUGCUCUUUCAUCAAGUU
Aphanomyces invadans is the source of this 3208-nucleotide messenger RNA. RefSeq lists its product as hypothetical. Gene Ontology annotation, molecular function: protein binding; ATP hydrolysis activity. Bases 1 to 3099 code for a protein of 1032 amino acids. NCBI's taxonomy places the organism in Eukaryota, Oomycota, Saprolegniomycetes, Saprolegniales, Verrucalvaceae. The transcript has 3 exons. The record is from RefSeq and is a predicted model, not a curated record.